Messenger RNA from Enhydra lutris kenyoni (northern sea otter), 1017 nucleotides. Its product is annotated as basic transcription factor 3 like 4. Bases 135 to 611 code for a protein of 158 amino acids. The record is from RefSeq and is a predicted model, not a curated record. The transcript is spliced from 6 exons. NCBI's taxonomy places the organism in Eukaryota, Metazoa, Chordata, Mammalia, Carnivora, Mustelidae.
UGCUUGUGUCACGUGGGCCCCGCUCCCGCCGCCGCUGUUGCCGUCGUCUUUCUCUGUCUCGACUGAGGCAGCCAUCUUGCUCUUGCCGCGUGCUGUUGUUGGAGGACCCUCCCUGCUUCAGAUUUACCAACAGCAUGAAUCAAGAAAAGUUAGCCAAACUUCAGGCUCAGGUCCGGAUAGGGGGCAAGGGUACAGCUCGCAGAAAGAAGAAGGUGGUACAUAGAACAGCUACAGCUGAUGACAAAAAACUCCAGAGUUCUCUAAAAAAACUGGCUGUGAAUAAUAUAGCUGGUAUUGAAGAGGUGAACAUGAUUAAAGAUGAUGGGACAGUUAUUCAUUUCAACAAUCCCAAAGUCCAAGCUUCCCUUUCUGCUAACACCUUUGCAAUUACUGGUCAUGCAGAAGCCAAACCAAUCACAGAAAUGCUUCCUGGAAUAUUAAGUCAGCUUGGUGCUGACAGCUUAACAAGUCUUAGGAAGUUAGCUGAACAGUUCCCACGGCAAGUGUUGGAUAGCAAAGCACCAAAACCAGAAGACAUUGAUGAAGAGGAUGAUGACGUUCCAGAUCUUGUAGAAAAUUUUGAUGAGGCAUCAAAGAAUGAAGCUAACUAAAAUUUUUUCUGGAGUUUGGAAGCUGGCAUGGACUAGAUUUAACAAAUCAGCUAUGUGGUUCCAAAGUUUUACAGACAUGGAGAACAUCAACUGUUACUAGUUCAGUAAUAUAAAUAUUUUGUAUAUUGAUAAUGCUGUUUGUUCAGCAUUUUUUGGUCAUUUGAUUUUGCAUUUUGCACUUCCUCCCAGGAUCUAUUCUUUUGGUCAAAAUACGAAGUAUUGGUGCAGUUUGAGGGUGUUUUGGUGUUUGAUUCUCAGUUUUCUGUUUUGUUUUUUUGUUAGGGUAUUUUUGGUGUGUGUGUAUGUGUAUGUAUGCGUGUGAGUAUGUGUGUAUACAGUGGAGAGCAAAUUGGAAAACAGUUCUAUUUAUCUUCCUUCCCCCAGUAGAAAAUAAAACAAAUCUUUA